This is a messenger RNA of Cyphomyrmex costatus, 1001 nucleotides long. RefSeq names its product phosphatidylinositol glycan anchor biosynthesis class C (gene PIG-C). The transcript is spliced from 2 exons. Lineage: Eukaryota; Metazoa; Arthropoda; Insecta; Hymenoptera; Formicidae. The record is from RefSeq and is a predicted model, not a curated record. Gene Ontology annotation, biological process: GPI anchor biosynthetic process. The coding region runs from base 183 to 1001 and encodes 272 amino acids. Gene Ontology annotation, cellular component: membrane; glycosylphosphatidylinositol-N-acetylglucosaminyltransferase (GPI-GnT) complex.
UGAUGUGUACAGUCAAAAAAUUUUCAGUAAAUGCUUACUUUAAUGAUCCCAGUUGAGAUUUUGAAAAAAAUACAAUUAUAUUUGGAUUUCCAUUGGUAAAGUCAAGGAAAUGUAAAGUUUAUUUUGUGUAUAGCUAAGCUAAUAACGGUUCCUCAUGAGAAACGGUAUACACUUAGCUCAGAAUGAAAGACGUACAAUGGCAGAAAAAUUUAUAUGAAAAUUACGGAUUACCGGAUAAUUACACGGACAGUUCCUUCUUAGAGCAAUUACGUAAAAAUAUAAAACCGAAUAACGUGACGAUAUUAGAAGCGAUAAGCUUGGGUGCCAGCAUAUCCACGAAAUUAAGCGUCGUCGUACUUUUCGUCAUGGUAUUUAUUUGGCUGAACAACGAGUGGACCACACCGAACGUUAUCGUAAUAUCAGGAAGCAUGUUGACGAUUCUUGGAUAUUUUACAUACAAUAUGAAAAUACCAGAUCGAUCUGUAAAAUCAACAAAGGACCUGUGGACAGUAUUAAUAUUUUUAACCUUUGGAUAUAUAUUAUCACCCAUUUUGAAAACCUUGACGGAAACGAUUAGUACCGAUACAAUCUACGCUAUGACGAUAUUGAUGUUCUUGAUCCAUUUAAUAUUCAGCAAAUAUGGGUCGUCACAUAUCUUUCUCUCGGACUCUUUGUCCAUAACUUCUUCAAUCUUCGGCUCAUUAAUGUUGGCUUCUAGAUUAGCAUCACCAUUACAUGCCUUUUCAUUAUUAUCAGUUUCAGUUCAGUGCUUCGUACUAUUACCUUACCUACUGUCACAAAUAAAUAAUCAAAUUAUUAUAUCAACCGUUCUGACAAUUUGUACCAUAUAUUUGCUUUCGUUUGUUUCACAAAUAUUUUCCUACGUUUUUAUUAUCGCUGUAAUAUUCAUUCAUUUCAUUUGUCCAUUCUGGUACAUCAGAUGUCAAAAAUAUAAAGAUAACAUUUAUGGUCCUUGGGAUGAGGCAGUAAUCGCUUCUUAA